AUGUCCAGGUGGGUUGUGCAAGGAGCUGUUAAUGGUGACAUCGGUGCCAAUCCUUCUGCUGAAGGUGCAGAUGAGGAUGAGGGUGUUGAUGAUCAAGCCGUUAAGGUUGUUGACAUUGUCGACACUUUUAGGCUUCAGGAGCAACCUGCUUUCGACAAGAAGCAGUUCAUCGCCUACAUAAAGAAGUUCAUCAAGAAUUUGACACCCAAAUUGGACGCUGAGAAGCAAGAAAGCUUUAAGGAAAACAUCGAGGGAGCAACCAAGUUUUUGCUUGGGAAACUGAAGGACCUUCAAUUGUGAGUUACAUCUUACCACUACUGUUCUUUUCCUCU
Hibiscus syriacus is the source of this 332-nucleotide messenger RNA. Its product is annotated as translationally-controlled tumor protein homolog. Bases 1 to 300 code for a protein of 99 amino acids. NCBI's taxonomy places the organism in Eukaryota, Viridiplantae, Streptophyta, Magnoliopsida, Malvales, Malvaceae. The record is from RefSeq and is a predicted model, not a curated record. The transcript is spliced from 3 exons. Gene Ontology annotation, molecular function: calcium ion binding. Gene Ontology annotation, cellular component: cytoplasm.